AUGGAUCCAAAAACGUUGUUUUGUUUACCAGAAGGAGAUGCCUUGUUUAAUCCACUCAACACCAUGUUUAUUCAAAUGGCGUGCAUUCUCGUCUUCUCUCAGUUCUUCUAUCUCUUCCUUAAACCCUGUGGCCAAGCCGGUCCCGUUGCUCAGAUUCUCGCAGGGAUCGUGUUGAGUUUGCUCACAAUAAUCGAAAAAGUUCACGACUUCUUUCUACAAAAGGAGUCAGCAAGCUACUACAUCUUCUUCUCAUUCCUUUUACGUACAUGUUUCAUGUUCUUGAUCGGUCUCGAGCUCGAUCUUGACUUCGUAAAACGAAACUUGAAGAACUCCAUUCUCAUAACCUUCGGCUCCUUACUCUCUUGUGGCAUAAUCUGGAUCCCUUUCCUCUGGUUCCUCGUCCACUUCCUUCACAUCAAACAAGACUUCUUAACGUUUUACCUAGCCUUCCUCGUUACCUUAUCCAACACGGCAUCUCCUGUAGUCAUCCGCUCGAUCAUCGAUUGGAAACUCCACACGUCUGAGAUCGGACGGUUAGCAAUCUCCUGCGGAUUAUUCAUCGAGAUAACCAACAUUUUCCUCUACACCUUCGUCAUCUCUUACAUAUCAGGGACGAUGAGUGGCGAUAUCUUCGGCUACAUAUUCGCCACAGGGGUUAUCAUAAUGAUCAAUAGAUUUUUAGCUGCAUGGCUCCCGAAACGAAACCCUAAAGAGAAGUACCUCUCCAAAGCUGAAACGCUUGCCUUCUUUAUCCUUAUUUUGAUACUCGCGUCGACCAUCGAGUCCAGCAACAUAAACUCCACGGUGUUCGUGUUUUUCAUCGGGUUGUUGUUUCCGAGAGAAGGCAAAACGUACAGAACGUUGAUCAACCGGCUGAGUUACCCGAUUCACGAGUUUGUUCUUCCGGUUUACUUCGGUUACAUCGGGUUUAGGUUCAGCGUCAGCUCGUUAACCAGACGCCAUUACCUCGUUCUUGGUAUGACAGUGGCUUUAAGCAUCGUAGGGAAGCUUCUUGGAGUUUUAUUUGCUUGUUCUUUUCUUAAGAUCCCAAAGAAGUAUUGGCUUUUCUUGUCUACUGUUCUUUCAGUCAAAGGUCAUAUGGGUCUGGUUCUCCUCGACUCUAACUUGGUUUACAAGAAAUGGUUUACUCCUAUUAUACAUGAUAUGUUCGUUGCGUCAUUGGUGAUCACGACUUUGUUAAGCGGAGUACUAUCGUCAUUAUUACUUUGGUCGCAAGAAAAGGGUUUCUCACACCAAAAAACAUCGCUUGAGUACCACGACACCAAAGACGAGCUACGAGUGUUGACUUGCGUCUACGGUGUGCGUCAAGCCCGUGGACUAAUCUCCUUAGUCUCUGCUCUACAUGGAGCUUCUUCUUCACUCUUCACACCUUAUCUCAUGCACCUGAUACCGCUCCCGAAGAAGCGGAAAACUGAGCUACUGUACCACGAACUAGACGAAGAUGGAGUGAACGCCAUCGGCGGAGACGAUGAGUUUGGGACCAACGAAGGACUAGAGAUCAAUGACUCGAUAGAUUCUUUCACUAGAGACAGAAAGAUCAUGAUCCGGCAAGUGAAACUCGUGGCGCACAUGGAGAACAUGCACGAAGAGAUCUGCGACGGUACUGAAGAUCUCCGCGUUUCGAUAGUGUUUCUUCCCUUCCAUAAACACCAGAGGAUCGAUGGGAAAACUACAAAUGAUGGGGAAGCGUUUAGGGAUAUGAACAGCAAGGUUUUAAAGCACGCACAGUGUUCGGUCGGUAUAUUUGUGGAUAGAAACAUAACCGGGUUUCACCAGCUUCACGGGUUUGAUUCGGUGCAACACGUUGCUGCAUUGUUCUUUGGUGGUCCUGAUGAUCGUGAGGCUCUUUCCUUGUGCCAUUGGCUUUCUAGUAACUCUCAGAUUCAUCUCACUAUCAUACAGUUUGUCCCGGAUGGCUCAAAGGGAGAGAAACUUGUUGGAGACGCGGCGACUAAAGAAAACAACGAUGUUUUACUGGAGAUUGUUGGUGAAGAUCACACCAAAGAUGAAAUUGAUCGAAGGUUCUUAGAAGAAUUUUAUAACAGAUUUGUAACGACGGGCCAAGUUGGAUUCAUAGAGAAGCGAGUAAGCAACGGGACACAAACACUAACGAUUCUGAGAGACAUAGGAGAUAUGUAUUCACUGUUUGUGGUAGGAAAAAACAGAGGCGAUAGCCCAAUGACGUCGGGGAUGAACGAUUGGGAAGAGUGUCCGGAGCUAGGAACGGUCGGAGAUUUCUUGGCUUCAUCAAAUAUGGAUGUAAAUGCUUCUGUAUUAGUAGUUCAAAGACAUAGACACUCUUUUGAUAGCUUUGUGGAUAUUUAG
Molecule: messenger RNA, 2346 nt
Organism: Raphanus sativus (radish)
Lineage: Eukaryota; Viridiplantae; Streptophyta; Magnoliopsida; Brassicales; Brassicaceae
Product: cation/H(+) antiporter 1
Exons: 4
Coding region: 1-2346 (781 amino acids)
Biological process (GO): proton transmembrane transport; regulation of pH
Cellular component (GO): endomembrane system; membrane
Molecular function (GO): antiporter activity
Source: RefSeq, a predicted model, not a curated record